GGCGUUUUGCCUCCACUUUACAAUCGUCAAUUGUUGUUGUGGCUGCCGGUGCAUGCUGUCAUCAGUGCACUGGAUGUUGGAGCGAACAACAGAGACAGAGACACGCAGCGCCCCUCUCUUUGUGCUACUAUCUAUCUAGCUAGCUAGUCUAUCAUCUAUUGUCGCUCUAUUAUCAUCUAUUUGCUACCCAUCUUAUUAGUCAGGCAUCCACACGCACCACCAUGGCACAUUCAUCAUCCUCAUCAUCUCCAACGAAAUUUCGCAAACAACGGAGGAUAGUCUCUCUUCCGCCGCGUCCUUAUCUACCACUACUACUGAUAAUAGCCGUGUCAUUAUUAUCCCAAUCACCAGGUGUUUGGGCAGGCUACUUUCGACGUCCCAGUUCGGGUGCCUCUACCAGCAGUUCUUCCACUAGUAGCAGUAGUGGAGGUGGAGGAGGAUUUGGGUUUGGUAGCGUGUCACAAACCUUGCGCCAAAAGAAUGACAAUGACGAGGAAGAAGAAGAGGAGGAAAAAGAACCAGUGGCACAAGUGGCAGAACCUGAAGAUAACGAUCAAGGAGAAGAUAACAAUGAAGACGAACCCUUCUUUCUAGACGACAAUAAUAAGAAUGACCAAGGAGAGGAUAAGGAAGAUGAAGAAACCUUUUUUGCGCUCGACGAAACCGACUUUCCAACGGGAAUGAUACCCACUGAGAGUCCAGCACCCACGGAAGCACCUUCGGUAUUCCCCACUACCGACGACGAAACAGGCGAUAUUGAUGCAGCACCACCCCUGCCACAAGACGAGUUUUCCACGAUGGACGAAGGAACUUUUGCCGUACCCAGUGUACCCACACAAAUGCCAACUUUUAUGCCCACAAAGAGUGAAUUCCCCUCCCAGCAGCCCAUGACAUUGCCUCCUACAACGGCGGCUACCACCAUCUUUUCGGCACCCAACAAUACGGCUACUACUACCACACCACCAGCAGAAUUAGUGGAAACAGAUUCUCCGACCAGUGCGCCGUCCAAGGUUGUCAUCGCUACCGGUACAGUAACUAGACCUACUGUUGUUAUGGAGGAAGAACCAAUGACGACCUCAAAUGCCACGGACGAGGAGGCGACUCAGCCCGUGAAUGAUACAGAUGCCACCACACAACCUCUACUAGACUUUCAGGAAGAAGAACAACAAGACACGGAAGACACUACGACGGAAAUGAAUGACAACAUUGAAGCAGAAGAAGAGGUUGUGUCAUCUCCUGCUCCAACGACUGCUCCAGACCCCACAGCAGCUCCUACCGAUUCGUCUACAUUGGCACCGUCGACACCGGCACCUUCCACGCCGAACCCAUCCACGGCACCGCCACAGCCCGAAUUCCCACUCUCGGGACAGCUCUCCCUUCAACUCGAGGGCAUUGACACGGUCUUUCCCGGAGACAUGCGCAUGAUCUUUUUGGCCACGGCCGAUGAAUUCAUUGCCUCGGCCGCCAAGGGACACGUCGAAGAUAUUCGUGUCACGGUCAUUUAUCAAAAUGUCGGCCCACAAUCACGCAUGAGGCGAUUGCAGUCUGCCCUGCAAGUCGAUUUGGGAGUGGAAGGAUUGGCAUAUGAUGAAUUGCUCGGAGCCAAGGAUUGGAACAAGUGGCUGCACGACCUAUUUGCGCAAGGUUCCGUCGAAUUUGUCACCAUGUUGCAAGACUUGGCCAAAGCCGAAGAAAACACCUUUUUUGAACCACUCACGGCAGUGACACCGCUCGAACCCGCCACGGCCAUUAAUGCACCCACGCAGCCUCCUAUCACCAGUCCUCCUUUGGUGACUACCAGCAAUACUGCUAGUGAAACAGGCGCCAGUGGCGGUGGCGACGACACUACGGAAGGUGGAGGGAUCCCCAUGAUGGCAAUUGUCGGAGCCGCUGUCGGUGGAGUUGUCUUUUUGAUUGUCGGUGUGCUGUUGAUACGCUACGUCUGGUACAUGCAACGGCAAAAAUCAUUGGGAGGAAGUGUUAACAAUAGUAUUGCCGAAAACUUUGGUCCGACACAUUCCGAGGACGCUGCGGAAGAUGCUCCGACAGCGGCAGCAGCAGCAACCUCCUCCAAGACGAACAGAUGGACCAGCAAAACCAAAGCACCGACCACUGGAAUUCAAACCAAACCAUCGAAUGGAGCCGAAAGCAGCGUCUCUUCGAGCUCCUACUUGACCAACAAUGCCAACCAUAACAACAAUUUUGGUAGCUCCGCGGCCUUUACUCCCAGCACACAUCAACCGAUAUCGUCGCCUCCCUCGGAUUCCGACAAUAUGAGUCAAAUGGGCGCUACUACGACCGGAGACAUGUCCGUCAUGGACAAUGCAUCCUAUGCCUACAGUCUCGAACCAGGCAUUGAACCCAGUGUUGCUGGAGGAGUGCCUCAAAAUGUCGUUCCCAGCAGUGGAGCGUCGGCCAUGAGCUAUACGGUUUAUCCCGGUGGAUCGUCCGUGGCGAGUAUGACGUCGGGAACGUCUUCCUUUGCCUUUCUAAAAAUGCCCAUUGCGAACCGCAAUGGUGGUGGCAUAAGUGGAAAACCCACCAAGGAUGUCUUGGCACCGGCCGGCAAGUUGGGCAUUGUCAUUGACACGACGCUUGAUGGACCCGUUGUGCACAAGGUGAAUCCUGGGUCAGCUCUAGAAGGCAAACUCAAAUCAGGCGAUAUCAUUGUCGCGAUUGACGAUGUGGAUACUCGUGCCAUGACGGCAGCUUCCAUUACGGCCCUCAUGGUCAAAACAGCCAACCAAAGACGAAAACUUAGUGUCAUCAGCCCUUGAGCCAACCCUCCACCACUGGAACAAUCUGCAGAAGACCCAACUUCCACAGAGCUUGCGAACACACUGAAUGAAACGUUACUUUCUAGAGGCCGCACUAAUCAUUCAGGUAAACAAAUUGUGCAUCUUAUUGGACUAUCCUGUUUCAACUCUAGCAAGCUAGCUACCAGUAGUCGACUGUAUUACAGCCGUAGUGAACACAGAGCA
Messenger RNA from Seminavis robusta, 2981 nucleotides. The record is from the annotation of a GenBank genome assembly. NCBI's taxonomy places the organism in Eukaryota, Bacillariophyta, Bacillariophyceae, Naviculales, Naviculaceae.